Messenger RNA from Octopus sinensis (East Asian common octopus), 2681 nucleotides. Its product is annotated as ankyrin repeat, PH and SEC7 domain containing protein secG-like. The record is from RefSeq and is a predicted model, not a curated record. Gene Ontology annotation, biological process: signal transduction. Gene Ontology annotation, molecular function: protein binding. NCBI's taxonomy places the organism in Eukaryota, Metazoa, Mollusca, Cephalopoda, Octopoda, Octopodidae. Gene Ontology annotation, cellular component: cytoplasm; nucleus. Bases 32 to 2410 code for a protein of 792 amino acids. The transcript has 15 exons.
ACCAUCUUACUUUCCUUUUCAUUCAAAAGACAUGGAUGUAAAUAAGAUUAUAAGCAAGAUUCUGACUGGGAACUUUGAAGAUGUGAAACGAUUUAUCAAAGAAAAUCCUGAAACAGUCAACCAAAUAAAUUCAGACAGUAAAACUUUCUUAAUGGCAGCUUGUGAACAGGGCAGCACAAGUCUAAUAGCCUUCUUGAUAGAAUCUGGAGCCAAUAUGGACAUGAGUGACGAAAAAGGUCGCACAGCUUUACAUUAUGCUGUGAAAAGCCGUAAAAUUGAUGCAGUGGCCUCCUUAGUUUCCAGGGGAGCAAAUGUUAAUAAGCAGGACUCAGACGGCAACACACCUCUACAUCUGGCUGUGAGGAAGAACUAUGAAGAUGUAGUCAAAGUCCUGUUAAGUAGCAAAGGAAAUAACAUUUUACAGGUCACUCAGCGAAAUAUUAAAGGUUGGACACCUCUACAUCUUGCCUCUAAUUAUGGACACACAGACACAGCUAAACUUCUCCUACAACAAGAUGGCACUGAUGUGAGGGUGGUGGACAACGAUGGUUGGACACCUCUACAUCUUGCCUCUAUCAAUGGACACACAGACACAGCUAAACUUCUCCUACAACAAGAUGGCACUGAUGUGAGGGUGGUGGACAACGAUGGUUGGACACCUCUACAUCAUGCCUCGUAUAAUGGACACACAGACACAGCUAAACUCCUCCUACAACAAGAUGGCGCUGAUGUGAGGGUGGUGAUCAACGAUGGUUGGACACCUCUCCAUCUUGCCUCGUAUAAUGGACACACAGACACAGCUAAACUCCUCCUACAACAGAAUGGCACUGAUGUGAGGGUGGUGACCAACGAUGGUCGGACACCUCUACAUCUUGCCUGUCAGAAUGGACACACAGACACAGCUAAACUUCUCCUACAACAAGAUGGCGCUGAUGUGAGGGUGGUGAUCAACAGUGGUCAUACACCUCUCCAUCUUGCCUCGUAUUAUGGACACACAGACACAGCUAAACUUCUCCUACAACAAGAUGGCGCUGAUGUGAGGGUGGUGAUCAACAGUGGUCAUACACCUCUCCAUCUUGCCUCGUAUAAUGGACACACAGACACAGCUAAACUUCUCCUACAACAGAAUGGCACUGAUGUGAGGGUGGUGAUCAACAGUGGUCAUACACCUCUCCAUCUUGCCUGUCAGAAUGGACACACAGACACAGCUAAACUCCUCCUACAACAAAAUGGCAUCGAUGCCAAUAAAGCGGACAAUGAUGGUGACACUCCUCUCCAUCUGGCAGUUCAAAAGCAACACUAUGGUGUGGUAUCUUUGAUGCUGGCCCAGGAUUCAGUGAAACUGGAUAUCGAGAAUCAUAAGAAAAUGACACCAUUGAUGGAAGCCGUGUCCAGGGCCCACCUCGGAAUAAUCCAUAAACUUAUUAUAAAUGGUGCAAACAUAAAUGCUGUCAACAAUGAUGGCAAUAAUUGUUUGCACCUCUCAAUAAUAAAAAAAGAGAUGUUCCAUUCUGAGGUGGAACCCAUUCCCAUUUUAGAUGAGUGCUGCAGAGAGCUCCAACUGGACAUGGAUAGGAGGCUCUCUGGAAUAGUAGUUUUGAGUUACCUUGCCAGCCAAGGAGCCAGCUUAUAUCAUCGUAAUAAGAAGAAGAAAGUGACCCCAUUGGACUGCAUAGAAAAUCAACAUUUGAAAGAAAAAUUAAAAACAUUUUUACAAUCACUGUGUUGGUUUUGUCAAGAGAAAAAGGCUACUGUCACACUCCAUCCAUGUCAACAUACUGUUAUUUGUCAGAAUUGCUGUUCUCAAAUGACAUUUAAGCAAUGCCCCAUAUGUCGACAACACAUACGCAGCAAAAGUGGAUUUGUGUGUCCAAAGUUUGAAGAAGAAGCAGCCCAGGCAGUUGCAGAGUCUGUUGAGUGUCCAAAGUCUGAAGAGAAAGCAGUCCAGGCGGUUGUAGAGUCUGUUGUGUGUCCAAAGUCUGAAGAGAAAGCAGUCCAGGCGGUUGUAGAGUCUGUUGUGUGUCCAAAGUCUGAAGAGAAAGCAGUCCAGGCGGUUGUAGAGUCUGUUGUGUGUCCAAAGUGUAAAGAGAAAGCAGUCAAGGCGGUUGUAGAGUCUGUUGAUUCUGUAACGGUAGAGGAGAUUCAUCUUCAUAGGGUGUCCCAAAAGUUGGCAGGUAAAUGGCAGGAACUUGGAAGGGAAUUAGGAAUUAAACAACAUGACCUGGAAAUCAUCAAGUUUGACCAUUCUCAUAGCGUUGUGGAACAAGGUUUCCAGAUGCUGCUCAAAUGGUGUCGAAGCAAUGACCCAGAGAAACGUACACUUCGAAUAUUAAAAGCAGCUCUUGAAAGAACUGACUGUUUCAGUGCAAUUGAAUGUUUAUCAUCAGAAUUCAAUCGAAUUUCUUUGUAAAUUGUUGCUGUUGCUUAGUCCCACAUCUAUCUUCACCACAGACCUAUUAUCAAAUGCCUUCCAUCCAGGACCAUCCUGUCUUUUCCCUAAGUAUAGAGAACAGAACCACAUUGUUAAAUGUGUCCUUCUUUAAGGUGAUAGGUUUUGAAUAGAGUAGGAUUUGGUUACUAAUUCUAGCAGAUCUAUCUACCACAUGCAGACCCCUUUAUUGGUUUGGCUCCCUCGUUGUUUGAGAUUAACUGUGGAAAUAAAGACAAACUUUGAAAUUUCA